Molecule: messenger RNA, 399 nt
Organism: Chrysoperla carnea
Lineage: Eukaryota; Metazoa; Arthropoda; Insecta; Neuroptera; Chrysopidae
Gene: Cox17
Product: cytochrome c oxidase copper chaperone
Exons: 2
Coding region: 88-312 (74 amino acids)
Biological process (GO): mitochondrial respiratory chain complex IV assembly
Cellular component (GO): mitochondrial intermembrane space
Molecular function (GO): copper chaperone activity; copper ion binding
Source: RefSeq, a predicted model, not a curated record
UUAACCUGUCAAUAUCAUGUCUGAAUAUAACUCAAUAUUAUGGUGAUUCAUUUGUCAGAUGUUAUUCGACAAAAAUAAAAAUAAAAUAUGGGUAACGCAUCAGCAAAACAACCAGAAAUUGAAGCAAUUCCACAACCGAUUUCAGUUGUUGAACCAAAUAAAACGGAACAAAAAAAAUUGAAACCCUGUUGUGCAUGUCCUGAAACAAAACGCGCUCGUGAUGAAUGUAUUAUCCAAAACGGUGAAGAAAAAUGUGGCGAUUUAAUAGAGGCACAUAAAGAAUGUAUGCGCAAAAUGGGAUUUAAAAUUUAAAAUCAAUUUUUUUGUUUGACGUUUUAUAGUAAUAAUAAUGUAUCAAUUGUACGGCGGAUUUUCCUUGUUUCCUAUGAAAAUUUGUUA